Molecule: messenger RNA, 1325 nt
Organism: Astrephomene gubernaculifera
Lineage: Eukaryota; Viridiplantae; Chlorophyta; Chlorophyceae; Chlamydomonadales; Astrephomenaceae
Source: the annotation of a GenBank genome assembly
GGCACUCUAACAGGGAACUCGCAACACCUUCUUUGUUUAUGCUGUGAUUACAAUCGUAUGCAUAUAAUCCUGCCUUCCAACAACACCACUCGUGACGCGCCCUUCACCUUACUGGUUCUAAUGUUUUUGUUUACUUAACACGGCCGUGAACCCAACACUCCGCUAGCAUGUAGUGAUCUAUGCUGGGUUGCCAUUGUACCCUUGGCCUUGGAGAAGGACGUGGAGUACCUGCUGCAGCAUCGUUACACUAUUGUUAACUUGCGUCAUUAGAGAAGGCAGCUAAUGGAUUCAACAUCGACGACAUCCAUGUUGCUGGAUAGCACCAGGCCGGGACGAGGUGGCAGCGUUUGCACGGACACAGAUGUGGCUAGUGACACUACUAGUGACAUAACAUCCGCGUCUGGCCUUAACCAUGGAUCGCUUGCUGACUACCAGCUCGACCGGCUGCUGGGACGCGGGAAGUACUCCCAGGUGUACCUGGCGAGGGAGAUUCAAACUGGGCAGCUGGUAGCAAUAAAGCGGGUCGAGAUCUUUGACAUGAUGGACCAGGCCAGCCGGCAGGCGUGCGUGAAGGAGGUGAAGAUCCUUCAGAACGUGGAGCACCCCAACAUCGUCAAGUGCUUCCGCUCCUUCCUGUCGGAGGCGGACAACGAGCUGGUGAUCGUGCUGGAGUGGGCGGAGGCGGGUGACCUGGGGCAGCUCAUCAAGCAGCGCGCGGAGGCGGGGCAGCUCUUCGCCGCGGAGCAGGUGUGGAGGCAGUUCCAGCAGGUCUGCAACGCGCUGAAGCACAUGCACGACCGGCGCAUGAUGCACCGCGACCUGAAGCCCUCCAACAUCUUCGUGACGGCCUCGGGCGACCUGAAGCUGGGGGACCUGGGCCUCAGCCGGUACUUCAGCAGCAGGACACUGCAGGCGCAAACGACCGUGGGGACACCCUACUACAUGUCGCCGGAGGUGGUCCGCGGUCAGCCGUACGACUUCAGCUCGGACAUCUGGAGCCUGGGGUGCCUGCUGUACGAGCUGAUCGCGCUGCGGAACCCCUUUUACAAGGAGAACCAGAGCCUCUACGCGCUGGGCAAGUGCAUCCAGAGCUGCCAGUACGAGCCGCUGCCCGACUCGGUUCCCGAGGAGCUGCGGCAGCUGGUGACUCGCAUGCUGCAGCCGCUGCCGCACGCGCGCCCCAGCAUCGCCCAGGUGACCGACUACGUGAACAGCUACAUGGCGCAACAGCACCCCAACAGCAACAACGCGCAGCAGCAACAGCAGCAGCAGUACCUGUACCAGCAGCAGCAACACUUUUUCUCGCAUGCGUUUUCCCAACCGCC